This is a messenger RNA of Solenopsis invicta (red fire ant), 3702 nucleotides long. It is a transcript of the gene RNaseZ, whose product is annotated as ribonuclease Z, mitochondrial. Bases 851 to 2866 code for a protein of 671 amino acids. The record is from RefSeq and is a predicted model, not a curated record. Gene Ontology annotation, biological process: mitochondrial tRNA 3'-end processing. The transcript is spliced from 6 exons. NCBI's taxonomy places the organism in Eukaryota, Metazoa, Arthropoda, Insecta, Hymenoptera, Formicidae. Gene Ontology annotation, cellular component: mitochondrion. Gene Ontology annotation, molecular function: 3'-tRNA processing endoribonuclease activity.
AACAAAACUUUGCUGCCGUGCCGAAUUCUAGUUGACCAAAAAAGUUGAUUAACCAUAUCAAUCGAAAGAGAUUUCAAACCUUUUUUACUUUCUUGGUCCGGAAUAAAUCAGGAAAGAUAAAUACAAGUGAACGUAACGAGAUACUGCAGAAGGAUAACAAUCGUUGCUAAGAAGAGAAGAGAGAACGUACAUAUAACAAACUUCUCUUUUAACUUAUAUUGCUAAAUUCAAACAUGCAAAAUUAAUCCUCAACAAAAAAGAACAGACUUUGACUUAGACGGGUACAGUCAGUAAAUCGAAAAUGCUAUUACUGCACUCAAAAGUAAUGCACUGCACUCUCCCCCUUUUCCUCCCUCUCUCUCUCUCUCUUUCUUCUUCCCUCUUUCUCCCUUUCUCUUUUUCUCUUUCCUCCUCUUUCUCUUUCUCUCUUUUGCGUGCUUUUUUGAUUAGAUAGCUGCAUAAUGCAUAACCUCACAUAAGAACUCAUCUUGAUGGACAAUCGCCCGUCUUGACCGUUGUAAAUGCGCUUUGGCGGAUACUCGCGAAACUGAACAAGACGACGAAAAACACUGAAAACUGAAAUCGUUGAAGUGACACUUUUCAUAGACUCGCUGUCGAAAUCUCGGGAUUGACUGAACCGAUUUCAUUUGUGCCGGUCGUAAGCUCGUAAAAGAUUCUGGGCAGCGGCGCCUUCGGCACAUCAAGAUGCGUCUAUCUGACAGCGGGCCAUACCAGAUAUAUCUUUAAUUGCGGCGAGGGAACACAGCGGCUAGCAUAUGAGCACAAGUACAAGUUGAUUAAGCUAGAGCAUUUGUUUAUUACAUCAGCGACCUGGAACAACUUGGGCGGCAUGCCGGGAAUGCUGCUGACAAUUCAGGAUGCCGGAGUACCGAAGAUUAACGUGCACGGACCUAAGGGAAUGAUGGAGAUCUUUAACUCGAUUAAAAGGAUCGUUUUACUGCAGGCAUUAAAGAUCCACGAGGCCAAUUGCGACGAAUCGAAAGUAUAUGAAGACCCGGUGAUGUCUGUUUCGUAUGUCUCCAUUGCAAAAGCAAACGAGCAAGAAGCACAGCCUAUUAAUAUAAGAGAAGAAGUAGUCGAUAAUAUCAAUUAUUACGAUUAUAAGAUUAAUUCAAAUGGUAAGCGAGUAUCUGAUAAGUUAAUGGAGAUGGAGUCAAAGAUACAGAAGCUCGAACAGAAGCCCAAUAUGAGGAUAUCGACGGUGAUGUCUUAUAUUUGUAAAUUGCAUCCUCGCGCAGGCACGUUGAGCUUGGAAAAGUGUUUAGAGAAGGGAGUAAAACCUGGCCCCAUACUUGGUCAACUUAAAGCGGGUAUGGAUGUUACUCUUCCUGACGGAACGAUUGUUUUGAGCAAGGACGUUUGCUCGCCAGCGACGCCAGGUCCUACUUUUAUAGUUGUAGAUUGUCCAUCGGAGGAUUAUAUAGAAUCUUUCGUAAAGCAUCCUGCUUUUGUGCAUCAUCAAAUGGGAGUAGCAAAUGAAGGCGAUAUACCAUACUGCAUUAUUCAUUUUACGCCACAAAACGUGAUGGAUGACUCUCGCUACAUGAACUGGAUGAGCAAAUUCGGUGUCAGUACGCGUCAUAUAGUCGUGAAUGAAGAGAACGAGUGCAUGGGCACUGAAGCAGUACAUAGACAUCAACACAAACUCCAUAUGCUACAUCCUGAGAUAUUCCCCUUUUUAAACGAGGAAAGCUUUAAAAAAAAAACGAGGAUGGAAGAUCUGCCAAUUAUACAUCGUCCAAGGACGCAUCACACUGUCCAUUUGCAGCCACAAUUGCGAUUCGACACAGAAAACGAGAUAUCACUACAUCCAAAGGAGUAUGUGAACGAGGUUAUCGAAAUCGAUGGCAUUUUGGACGCGUUAGCGGAAUUGCAGACGAAUAUCAAUGCCCGAACGAAGUUGCUGUCUGUUGACGAGUACCCGAAGAUCGUCAUGUUGGGCACCGGUUCUAGUAUUCCGAGUAAAGUUAGAAACACAAGUGGCAUACUUUUGCGAGUGGAUCGAGACCAUAGUAUACUAUUGGAUUGUGGGGAGGGCACGUUUGGACAGAUAGUUAAGAAUUAUGGGAAGUCUGAGACACCAAACAUCAUAAAAACAAUCAAGGCAGUAUAUGUAUCGCACAUGCACGCGGACCAUCACAUUGGAUUGAUCGGACUGUUAAAUGAGAGAGCAAAGGUCACGAAAGAUAGUUUGUAUUUGUUUGCGCCUCCACAGAUCUACAUGUUCCUACAAAUGUAUCAUAUGUGUUUCGAGAGCAUCCUACAUCGAAUCACACUGAUUUCAAAUAGCGAGUUCUUUAUGGACAAGCAUAAUCCCGAGUUGCAUGUAUAUAGGAAUAUGUACAAUGCACUGAAUAUACAAGCUGUGAAGACAGUGUUUGUGAAGCAUUGUCCUUAUUCUUACGGCGUUUCCGUGACGCUCUGCAAUGGAAAGAAAAUAGUAUAUAGUGGUGACACUAUGCCCUGUGAGGAUCUUGUAAAACUUGGUAAAUCUUGUGAUUUACUCAUUCACGAAGCAACAAUGGAAGACGAUCUGAUAGAAGAGGCGAGACUAAAAUAUCACUCGACAGUUUCACAAGCCAUAAAGGCGGGCGAGCAGAUGGAGUCAAAGUUCACACUGUUGACGCACUUCAGCCAGCGUUAUUCGGUCAUACCUCACCUACCGGACAAUAAAAACGGCCCUAAGUUGGACAACGUCGGCAUUGCAUACGAUAAUAUGCAUAUUAGCUUGUCACAACUGCCGCUGUUACCUUUGAUGUAUCCGACAUUGAAAAUCAUGUUCAACAAGCAUUACCUAGAGAUAGAGGAUCGAGCUGCUAAAAGACAACGGAUGACAGCCGAAUAAAUGUUUUAUACAAUGUAAAUUGUUAUAACAACUUCAGCCUUACUGACAUUCGACACAGAAACAUCUCUGUUGUUAUUUAUAAGUGAGCAUUUUUGAAAAAUAUUCAAUGAGUAUAUAGCGCUGGAUUUAACUGAUUGUUAAAAGUUUACUCAAAACCCAUUAAAUCUAUCUGACUAAAUCAGCAAGAUUUAGAAAAAAAACAAUUGAAAGUAGGAUUGAACCACAAAAACAUUUUUUUAUAUAAAAAGCGCAUUACAAGAAUUAGUUUAUUUAUAACUAAUUUAUAAAUAAUUUAUAACUGUCAUAAAUAAAUUAUUAAAUAUUGUUUGGAAAGGAAAAUAAACUAAGCUAAUUGAUUUUAUGGGAAAAGUUUUAAAAGAAACACGCAUAACUUUUUUUAGGUUGUUAAUGCAAAAAAAAUUAAUUUUUAAGCUUUAAUGGGUUAAUUUUUAACGCGAUUUUUAUAAAAUCGUUUAAACUUAUCUAUAAACAAAGAUGACGCGCAUCUCUUACAAGUACUUGUAUAAAACAGCUAAAAGUUUAAUAAUUGAAGGGCGUUUUCGAGCAAGAGACAUACCAUUUUAUUCUUGUUUAACAUCAACAAACAACAAAAGAAAUAAUUUAUGUUUCACUGUGUCCUUCUCUUACUAGAAAAUACCCCAAAAAACAAUUUCUUACUAAAAUUGAGCACAACAGACAUAAAUCAUUCUUUAUAUAUCGUUCUGUACAUACACAAUCUUGUAUAUAUGUAUAAUCGGUUUGUGAAAGGAACAUUUGUGGCUGAGGAAAUAAUUUAGUGAGACACAAUCUUGACCAAUAAAAAAUUUUUCUUAUUA